CACGACGUCGUUAAUGUUCGCGUGUUCCGUAUUUCCAAUUUCCCGCUGUCCUCCUCGGUUCUCCUUCGCAGCUGGCGCUGAGGACGGAACCAGAGAGAAACCCCAACCAAAACACAGCAGACUGUAAACAUACAAUGUGUGGAGACGCAACGAACUGGGAUGAGAAUGCAUAUAGAGAGAGCAUAUUGAAGGAGCGAGAGAUCCAAACCCUAACCGUCUUUAGAACCGCAUGGGCUCCCUCUCCAAACCCUAGCCCUGACGCCGUCGUAGUCGCCUCUAGUGACGGAUCAAUCGCUUCUUACUCUAUUUCCUCUUGCAUCUCCAAGCUUCCAUUGGGUUUUAGCAAUGCGAAGGCUCAACAGGUUGAACCUACUGCCUUCCUUCAAGGGCAUGAUGGACCAGCAUAUGAUGUCAAAUUCUAUGGUGAAGCUGAUGAUGCUUUAUUAUUGAGCUGUGGGGAUGAUGGUCGAAUUCUGGGGUGGAGAUGGAGGGAAUUUACACAAUUAGAGGCACCUGUUUCUUUGAAAGGGAUUCACAUACGACCAGUAUUUGACUUGAUGAAUCCUCAGCAUAAAGGUCCUUGGGGUGCUCUUUCCCCAAUCCCUGAAAACAAUGCCAUUGCUGUGGAUACACAGGGAGGAUGCAUAUUCUCUGCUGUUGGUGAUUCUUGUGCAUAUUGUUGGGAUGUGGAGACAUCUAAGAUCAAAACGGUUUUUAAGGGACACUUGGACUACUUGCAUUGUAUAGUUGCCCGUAAUUCUACCAAUCAGAUCAUAACCGGUUCGGAAGAUGGAACUGUACGAAUUUGGGAUUGCAAAAGUGGGAAGUGCAUCCGAGUAAUCGAUUCAGAGAAAGAUAAGAAGUUCAAAGGAUCCUCAUUUGUUAGCUGUGUUGCUCUUGAUGCAAGUGAGAGCUGGUUGGCUUUUAGCAAUGGUCAGAAUUUAUCAGUUUGGAAUCUUCCGGCUUCUGAAUGUGUUACAAGGGCAUCUUUUCGUGCGUCCAUACAGGAUGUGAUAUUUGAUGACAACCAAAUUUUAACUGUUGGAGCUCAGCCUCUACUCAACCGUUUCGACAUAAAUGGGGCAAUUCUUUCACAAAUACCAUGUGCUCCUCAGUCAUCGUUUUCCGUCUCUAUACACUCAUCUGGAGUGAUUGCUGUUGGAGGAUAUGGAGGUCUUGUAGAUGUCAUUUCACAGUUCGGAAGCCACUACUGCACUUUUCGCUGCAAAUGUGUUAGUUAUGAGCACAAAGGUAACGUUGGAAAGAGAAGAGGCAUAGUUAAUUGCGGAUCUAUUUCUUAUCGUCUUCAUAAUGGUCUGAUGAAUGAAGAGCUUUUUGAACCUCUUGUGGGCCUUGCGGUGUCGUUAAGGCCUGAAAAAACAGAUGUUAAAAAUUGCCCUCCACGUCCAGUCAAAAUUGUUCUGUUUGUGGGUAGUGGCGUAGUUGUCGUUGAAAUGGGUGUGAGUAUAUGCUUCAUGGCCGGACUUGCACCAGAAGGAUCCCAAUUUGAUGCGAAGCACUAUGAUGCCAAAAUGAAUGAAUUACUCACAACUGAAGGAGAGGAUUUUUUCACAUCAUAUGAUGAAGUUUAUGAUAGUUUUGAUUCUAUGGGUUUGCAAGAGAAUCUCCUAAGGGGCAUUUAUGCAUACGGGUUUGAAAAGCCAUCUGCAAUUCAGCAGAGAGGAAUUGUUCCCUUCUGCAAUGGACUUGAUGUGAUUCAACAGGCUCAAUCUGGAACAGGGAAAACUGCAACUUUCUGUUCUGGUAUUCUCCAACAACUAGAUUAUGGUUUGGUGGAAUGCCAAGCCUUGGUCCUGGCACCCACUCGGGAGCUUGCACAACAGAUUGAGAAGGUUAUGCGAGCACUUGGAGAUUAUCUUGGUGUCAAGGUGCAUGCUUGUGUUGGUGGAACCGUUGUUCGUGAGUCUCAACGCAUCCUGUCAAGUGGAGUGCAUGUAGUUGUUGGCACUCCUGGUCGUGUAUUUGAUAUGCUGCAAAGACAGUCACUUCGUCCUGAUUGUAUCAAGAUGUUUGUGUUGGACGAGGCUGAUGAAAUGCUUUCACGCGGUUUCAAGGAUCAGAUCUAUGAUAUUUUCCAGCUUCUGCCAUCAAAAAUUCAAGUUGGUGUAUUUUCAGCCACAAUGCCACCUGAGGCACUAGAGAUCACAAGAAAGUUUAUGAACAAACCUGUUAGAAUUCUUGUGAAGCGUGAUGAGCUCACCUUGGAGGGUAUAAAACAGUUUCAUGUCAAUGUGGAGAAGGAGGAAUGGAAGCUUGAGACACUAUGUGAUCUUUAUGAAACCUUAGCCAUUACCCAAAGCGUUAUUUUUGUGAACACUAGACGCAAGGUUGAUUGGCUGACAGACAAGAUGCGGAGUCGAGACCACACAGUUUCUGCCACGCAUGGUGACAUGGACCAGAACACAAGAGACAUUAUCAUGCGUGAAUUUCGAUCUGGAUCAUCUCGUGUUCUAAUCACCACUGAUCUUUUGGCUCGUGGCAUUGAUGUCCAACAAGUCUCCCUUGUUAUAAAUUAUGAUCUCCCUACACAACCAGAGAAUUAUCUCCAUCGAAUUGGCCGUGGUGGACGGUUUGGAAGGAAAGGUGUUGCAAUCAAUUUUGUGACUAGAGAUGAUGAAAGGAUGCUGUUUGACAUCCAGAGGUUCUAUAAUGUGGUGAUUGAGGAGCUGCCAUCAAAUGUUGCCGAUCUCCUCUAGUGAGAUUUUGUCUUUCAUUAUGAUGAAUUCCUGGAAUUUGUUGUGUUUUCUAGUCUUGCUUUACAGGUGUAGUAUCUUCUUUUAGAAAAAUUUGACUGCGUGAUAUUUAAUUCUUAUGAUGGUUUUUAUGCUUUAGCUUCUUACUUA
Molecule: messenger RNA, 2864 nt
Organism: Manihot esculenta (cassava)
Lineage: Eukaryota; Viridiplantae; Streptophyta; Magnoliopsida; Malpighiales; Euphorbiaceae
Exons: 21
Coding region: 135-2717 (860 amino acids)
Biological process (GO): mRNA export from nucleus
Cellular component (GO): transcription export complex; THO complex
Molecular function (GO): ATP binding; protein binding; RNA helicase activity
Source: RefSeq, a predicted model, not a curated record